Saprolegnia diclina VS20 is the source of this 1002-nucleotide messenger RNA. RefSeq lists its product as hypothetical. The transcript has a single exon. Bases 77 to 889 code for a protein of 270 amino acids. The record is from RefSeq and is a predicted model, not a curated record. Lineage: Eukaryota; Oomycota; Saprolegniomycetes; Saprolegniales; Saprolegniaceae.
CUCUGUCUGUCCGUGACGGUCAAGCAGCGAAGACACAUCGCAAAGCCAAGCAACCCAAGGACGCCUCCAUAUCGAGAUGCAUCGAAACGACGCGGCCGACCUGAACGAUGCCGAGGCUGCAGAGGCGCUCACUGCUUUCGUCGAACUCAUCGGCUUUGCGGACGACAAGCGCCAGCCCCCUGUGGUCACGCAGCACGAAGGCCAGGUCGCGCUCAGCCUCGUAGCGACCGCCGGGCGACCUUGGCUCGAUGCGUUUCCGACUAAGACUGUCGCCGCGGCGUGCGACGAGUUCCUUGCACGCGCUUGUUCGUUCAUCGCGCGCUGCCCAAAAGGACGCGAGCCGUCUCCGACCGAUCCCGAGGCCUACGUGCCCUCCAUGAUAACGCGCGCCAAGUUUCCCGCCUGCGAUCACUGGCACUCCCUCGAGCCCAUCGUCGACUUGUGUCGCUUCGUGGACGAGGAAGCAGCGGCCGUUGGCUCCGACCGCAUGGCGGCCUUGGAGCUCCGGAUGCAGUUGCUUGAAGAGAAAGCGGCGACCACAGCGCGCGAGACGGAAGCCCGCAUCCAGGCAAUCAGGAGCGCAUGUCGGGACAAUCAUAGCUCCUUUUUCAGCCCAAUUGAGCUCGAGCCUGUCCCUUACUUUUACGAAGGUGGGUCGAUCGACCCUCUCGAGCACAUGCAAGCCGUCAAGGGCCGCGCAAGCACGUACAACACAGCGGCAAGAACACGCAUCGUCGUCUUCUGUGCGUCGCUCAAGCCCAACGAGCAGAGGUGGCUGCACCAAGUGAUCGACGACCACAAAUGGAUCCCGACGGAAUUCACCGACGAGAAUUUUGCCGCGCUCGAGCCUCUCUUCUACAAGCGCUUUGGCUACUACCGGUACAGAUAGUACGGGGCGAGACUGUCCAGUAGCUCCAUGUCCAACAGUCCUCCUAGUCCCCCAACGUAAAGGCCCUUGAGAAAAUGCAGCUAGAUAGACCAUGGAGACUGCUUGGUUUUUAC